GAGUCAUCCAAAUGUUUGGGAAACAGGCGGUUUUUCCCUGAUUGGUGACCAGGAUAAGUAUAUCUGUAUAUGCAACGUAUUGCCUCAUUGGAUAAGGAGCACAUGGAAAAUGCCAUUUAGCAUACGAAGACCCUUCCAGAUAAUAAUUGGAUAAUGGUAUUGACAUGUUUCUCUCUCUUAUUUUAUAUUUCUGAAUCCUCAUCUUGUUGUAGAAUUUGAACUAUGAACAAACUCUCAUCCGCAUCGUAGAUUCUUACCCUUUUAGGGUGUCAUAGCCUAUAGGAUAGGUGGCCGUUGGGAGUCUGAAACACCGCCCACCAUGAGAGAGGAAAGUACCAAGAAUUGGCCCCAUAACUGAAGCCGACUCCAAGAGGGCGUCAUCAUCCCUUUUAACUUUCCCUAUAAAAGUGGUCCCUGAAUGAAGGAAAAGUGUGAAGGGGGACGGCAUAUAACAUAUAUCUGCCAAACACGGAAUAAAAUCUCGUGGGUCACUUUCUCCUCCUCACUUGUCUUCGUCGCAUCGGCUUCCCCGGAUACACACCCUAUAUCUCUCCUCUCUUCCCCUCUCUCCUAGCCGGGAGCAAUUGGCAGCGAUUGUUGACGUCACCACAGUGUGUAUGAGCUGUCUCUCUGCAUUAUCUUUCAGUCUUCUCGAAAAUCUCUCUCUCUCUCUCUCUCUCUCUCUCUCUCUCUCUCUCUAUAUAUAUAUAUAUAUAUAUAUAUAUGCUGCAACAGUGGUUUGUCCAUGCCCAGGUAGAGAGACAAAGAAAAGUUCUUUCUUUCAAUCUAUCAAUAGAUCUCAUGCAGAAUCAACCGUUUAGACAAAGGUCAUCUUCAUUCGAGGAGCAAUCACUCAACAACAGCUCCAUCAUGUUGUCUUCUCCGGCGUCGUCGUCGUCGUCUCUGUCUGGGGAUCAUAUAGGGCAGGAGAGUUGUGCUGAUCUCUGGGAUAAUGAGGAGUGGCGUGGGGGUGUUGAGAGGCGUGGACGGAUAGGUCGGAGUUCGGAGAUGAAGACGAAGAAGGAAUUUCCGCCUCCGAUACCAUGGCUGGCGCAGACGGAGAACUUGCUGUCGCACAUGCCGUGGGUAAUGAAGAGGUACCAUACGAGCGAUGGGCGGCUCAUCAUUAGGGAGGAGAAGGUGAAGCAUCACGAGUACUUCAGGGCACACAGGGCCAAUGGCCGCCUCACACUGCAUCUUAUACCCAUGAACGACGACUUUUACGAGGAGGAGAAUCUGAAGGGAGAAGCCGAGGAAAAUGAGGGAAAUGCAGAAGUUGGGGAUGCCGAUGAUGGAAGGGAGGAGGAGGAGGAGGAAGAGGAGAAAGAAUCAGUGAAGUCAUCGUGUGUUGAGAUGAAUGAUGGGGGAGGAGGAGGAGGAGGAGGAGGAGCAGCCAAGUGUUACAUGGGAUCCGUCUCUUCAUGUAUGUUUGGGAUGGCUAUAGCAGCAGUCAAGCCACUCCAUAUUUAGACAUAGAAUUUGGAUAGAUAAUUUGUAUAUUAACGGAUCCAUCACUCACCCUACCCUGCUGUCUUAAUUUUCACAGAUUUUUGAUGCCAAGUGAUGCCGUGAGGGUGAUGGUGAUGUGUGGCUUCCUGACGUCAUCAGUCAUCACUCCCCCCAUGGAAUAGGGUUUUGGAUAUACAUUUUCUUUCCCGUUUUAAACAAAAA
Vitis vinifera (wine grape) is the source of this 1671-nucleotide messenger RNA. RefSeq lists its product as uncharacterized. Lineage: Eukaryota; Viridiplantae; Streptophyta; Magnoliopsida; Vitales; Vitaceae. The record is from RefSeq and is a predicted model, not a curated record. The transcript is spliced from 2 exons. The coding region runs from base 724 to 1470 and encodes 248 amino acids.